AUGCGUUGUUACAACCAUCAACAGUUACACAGUCACUGUGCCUGCCCUGAGCUGUGUGAAGAUGAUUUGCUUUGGAAGUUGGAACGCAGGCAUCCUAAACGUGAGGCCGGCCCAGCAGAGUUGGUUUCAGAUGAUCAUGGACUCGGUACUGGUACUGUUCGCUGCCUCAAGGACCCUGAUGUUAGUACGGCUGUCCUUCCAGCUGAUGCAGAGAAUCUGUUAUCAACAAGAUUGAUGGGACUUCUCCAGGGCCUUGAGGUGGUGUCUAUACACCGUUCAAGUUUCCGAGCCAUAUACUGCUUCUGGUGGCAUUUGAUGGACAUUGAGGAGCGGAUGAGCUGGUGGUCACUCCAGCAGUCAUCUGCACCGGUCACUGCUUUGGUGUUGGGAUUCGAGGUGGACUUAGUGAACUCGGUCCAGUUUUCCAACCAUACAGGGUAUGACUACUGGAAGGGACAAACCAUGACAGCAGAAGAACUGCAAACACUGUAUGAAGGACUCCAACUGAAUGAUGUAACUCGCUAUGAUUAUGUCUUGACAGGUUACACCAGAGACACUUCAUUUCUGGAUAAGGUGAUGGAAAUUAUUCAGGAGCUGAGGAGACAGAACCCCAAACUGGUUUAUGUCUGUGACCCUGUGAUGGGUGAUAAAAGGAAUGGGGAUGGAUACAUGUAUGUUCCGGAAAAUCUUCUUCCAGCUUACAAAGAGAAAGUGGUCCCCCUCGCUGACAUCAUCACUCCAAACCAGUAUGAAGCAGAAAUUCUUGCAGGACGGAAGAUGAAUACAGAAAAGGAGGCAAUUGAGGUUAUGGAUAUUCUCCAUGCAAUGGGCCCUGACACUGUGGUGAUCACAAGCUCUGAUCUCCCCUCUGCUCUGGGGGACAAUUACUUGGUGACCCUUGGCAGCCAGAGAAAGGUGAUCGCAGGUGGUUCUCGAGUGACUGAGCGAAUCCGGAUGGAGAUUCCAAAGGUGGAUGCUGUGUUUGUGGGGACAGGGGACUUAUUCGCUGCUAUGCUUCUGGCUUGGACACAUCAGCAUCCCAACAACCUGAAGAUUGCCUGUGAGAAGACGGUCUCUGCUCUUCAACACAUUGUCACCCGGACGAUCUCGAAUGCAAAAGCUGGCUCGGAGACACUGUCACUGCUCUGUUUGGCAGCGGCUGUGCUUUUGAAGAUGACGGCAACACAGACUGCCUACUUGCUGUUCUUGGGGCUUUGCCUCACACUCCUAUUGUUUGCCUUGGCAUACUACACCUACUGGUUUGGCAGUCGUAUUUGGAGUCAGGAAAUUCCUCCUAUACCUUUACGGACGUGA
Messenger RNA from Rhincodon typus (whale shark), 1314 nucleotides. RefSeq names its product pyridoxal (pyridoxine, vitamin B6) kinase a (gene pdxka). NCBI's taxonomy places the organism in Eukaryota, Metazoa, Chordata, Chondrichthyes, Orectolobiformes, Rhincodontidae. Gene Ontology annotation, molecular function: pyridoxal kinase activity. The record is from RefSeq and is a predicted model, not a curated record. Gene Ontology annotation, biological process: pyridoxal 5'-phosphate salvage. The coding region runs from base 1 to 1314 and encodes 437 amino acids. Gene Ontology annotation, cellular component: cytosol. The transcript has 14 exons.